GCGCAAAAUCACUUGCAGCCUUGGCUGUCAAUCACCGGGUCCUGGGCACUGAUUACUCGCCAGCACUCGGUGCUUGCCGAGUAUUACCAACGGGGGAGAGAACAGUAUGUAAACAAUACAGUUCUCUCCCCUGUCAGCUCCUGCACACUGCUUUGUAUGGCUCUGCAUAGCAGAAUCAGUAGAAAGCACACACAGCACAUAAUGUGAAACAGCACAGUUAACUCUUUGAUUGCCCCACAUGUUAACCCCUUCCUGCCCAGUGCCAUUAGUACAGUAUCAGUGCUUUUUAUUAGUACUGAUCAUUGUAUUGGUGUCACUGGGGAUGUCAAUGACACCAAGUCAGUUCCCCCCAGUGUCAGAAUGCUCCCCGCAAUCCCGCAAUUAGUCGCUG
Staurois parvus is the source of this 391-nucleotide messenger RNA. Lineage: Eukaryota; Metazoa; Chordata; Amphibia; Anura; Ranidae. The record is from the annotation of a GenBank genome assembly.